AUGUCAGUUAACUUAAUUUACACCCGCAUUAGUUCCGAUGACUCGACGGGUUUUGGCCUCACGUAUUUAAUCCUUUUUACAUACGCACCAAAUGUAGCCCCAGCACGCCCAAAUGGACGUCCAAUGCCUCGACGGAACAUUCGACGAGCGGUGCCAAGCGAAUUUCUUACGCCUCCGGCACCACCAUUGCCUCUAAAUCGGCCAGCUAACAACUUCAGGCAUGGAAAAAUCCUAACCCCGCAGCCAACAAAGGGCACUGAGUCUCCAGGAUAUCUUUCCCGUCUGAUGGGGUACCUGGGUAACCCCUUCAGAGACCAGCAGCCUCCACGACCAGCCCAGAAGAAUGGAAACAUCCAUGGGGGAUUUCUCCAACCUCCUCCUCCUCCUCCUGCUCCAAGUAAUUACGGUCCUCCGGCUCCUACAGUGCCUCAACCUCCACCGGUCCAGCCGCCUCAGUAUCAGCCACCUCAAGCGCCAUCGCCUUCAACAGGUCAAGCUUACUUACCACCUCUGAACACCUUCGGAAGAAGUUGCGAUCCUUGCAAUACGGUGCCUUGGAUUCCAAUCCACCAGAACGUUGAUGUUCCUCAAGUAAAUCCAGGGUAUGAGAGUCCAGAACAUCAUAAUGUUCCAGUCCAAGCUGAUCUUCAUGUAGCGCCGCCUUUGGAUAUCAAGCAACCGGAUUUUAGUUACGGAGUUCCUAACGGAGCGAUUUCGAAUCCUCAUAUGUACCCAGGAGCUGUUCCACCUUUGUUUAAAGCUACUGCCUUUGAUACGCAUUCUGCUGAUUCUGGGGUCAGUCCAGAAGUGGUUCCUUUUGAAGGGAAUCAAAAUUCAGGGCAGAAUUUGCAAGCAGCUACUUUGAGUUUUGAAGCACAUAUCUCUGAAAAUCAGAGGAACAAUCAGUUUGGUCAAGGGCUUAAUCAGUUCCAAGAACAGACUCAGGGUUCCAAUCAGUUCCAAGAACAGACUCAUGGUUCCAAUCAGUUCCAAGAACAGAGUCAUGGUUCCAAUCAGUUCCAAGAACAAAAUCAAGGUUCCAAUCAGUUCCAAGAACAGACUCAUGGUUCCAAUCAGUUCCAAGAACAGACUCAUGCUUCUAAACAGUUCCAAGAACAUACUCAAAGUUCCAAUCAGUUCCAAGAACAAACUCAUGGUUCCAAACAGUUCCAAGAACAUUCUCAAAGUUCUAACCAGUUCCAGGAACAGACUCAAGGAUAUGAUCAAGUUCCAAACCAACAGUUCCAAGGCUCCCAAGAUUUUAAUCAGCCAUCAGGACCAUCCGGUAACUCUGGAUACGUAGACGUUCUUCCCCCAGGAGCUGAAGUUUCUGGCUCAGAUUCAUCAGCAUUUGACUCAACCCACCAAAUCUCAGAAGUAGCUUCUGCUUCGGCCCAAAUCGAAACUUCUGACCCCCCAAGUCCUGCUCGAAAGCCUCACAGCUUCGAAAUACCAUCAGGACACAUCAUCCACGUGGAGCAAUCUCCCGUAAUAGACUUAUCGGAAGAAGAUUCCGGGAAUCUGGACUCACCAGUGAUUCUCCAAAACCCGGAUGGUACUUACGGAAUCAACGCAACCUGGCCCAGCGGAGAUUCUUCCCGGAUUUGGUCUGCAGAAUCAGCUCAGGCUUCCAAUGAAGCUCCGGAGAUCUUUCAGAAUGUCAACUUGAACCUCACCGAUUCUGCUGCUAGCAGUGCUAGCAACAAUUACAGAACCGCUGAAGGAACAACUGAGUCGUUGAUCAAAUCUGUCAUCAAGUCAUAUAAUACUUUUGAAAAAGAGAUUAAUUCCCUUGAUCGGGGACAGGGUUACGGGAACAGGAAGUUGAACCUAAAGGAUUUUUCAACUAUUUCCGUUUUGAGUCAAGAGUCUCAGGAAUUCACGCCGAGGUCCAGCGAAGAAAAGAUAUCCAGGGCACAAGAAAGGUCAGUGAUGCCUGAUAAUCACAAUCCUGUUGAUCAGGAAUUCAAAGCAGAAGAAGAAGAUAUUGGAGAUGUUAAUGCUGAAGAGGAAGAAGAAGAAGAUGAUGAAGAACUGGAGGAAGUUGAGGAUUUAAAGAAAUUGUUCAAUGAUUCAUGGACGCAGAAAAAGGAAGAAUCGACAGUGAAGCCCACGACGGCGAAAGCCAACACCUCGAUAGACGUCUUGAGGCUGCAGAAGAACAUAGACAAUUGGACAAUCCAGGAAUACUCACGUGGGACUACCGCGACUACUUCCACGCCGAUUUAUUCUCACCAGCUGUUGCAGUCCAAGAAAAUUCCUGAUGAAUAUUUAACCACCGAGGCUCAACAGCCGGUUCAAGAGUCUAGAGGAGAAAAGAGUCUUGGGAAUAUUUUAGAGGGUGAUGUUUCAUCGAACUCAUUGGAAUCAUCGGAGUCAAGCACAAUUCCAAGUGACAUUAGUUAUGGUUCUAAUGAAGAUGUUUCUUGGGAACAACUUCCGGUCUCGAUUUCACCGUUGAGUAAUGAACGUGUGUACGUUGUUACGCCACAGACUGCAUUGAAACCUGCGGCUUUCAAUAGCAGCAAUGAUAGUAAUAAGAUUAAUAAUAAUAAUAAUAACAAUAAUAAUAGUAAUAGUAGUAGCAGUAGUAAGUUAGAUAAUGCUGAAAAUUCAACAUCAGCAAAUUCGACGGUAAAAUUUGACUCUGUUGAAAAAUCGUAUCAAGUUUUACCUCAGGCCGUCAAUAAUCUCGCUGUAGUGUCAACCGGGCCUGCUACUGUUCCACUGUGGGGUAUUAUGGAGCAUGAAGAGUACGCGAGUUUUAAUAAAACUUCACCAAAAACUCUGGUGUCUCAUGCAAGAAGUUAG
Messenger RNA from Cotesia congregata, 2811 nucleotides. The record is from the annotation of a GenBank genome assembly. Lineage: Eukaryota; Metazoa; Arthropoda; Insecta; Hymenoptera; Braconidae.